CCCGCCUCGGCUCCCUGCGCCCUCCGGGGCAGUGCCGGGAAGGGCCUCCCGGGGCUGCGCCGGACUCGGCGGGUCGGGGAAUCGCGACGGGCUCGCUUUUGUUUGCGUUGUGGGGGUCUUUGUGCGUGUGCACCCCCGAAGCCGUGUCUGCAGAUAACUGCCCUCCGUGCACUUUGUGGGGUGUUCGCCUUCACCCCCUCCCUCGGGGCUGCUCAGAGGCCUGUCUCCUUUUUUCGGAGAAAGGAUGGAAGUGUAGGGUGUGGGAGUGCCCGUGCUGACCGGGUAAACAGGUCAUGGCACGCCUAACGAAGAGACGACAGGCAGAUACAAAAGCUAUCCAGCAUCUUUGGGCAGCUAUAGAAAUAAUCCGGAACCAGAAGCAAAUUGCUAACAUUGACCGUAUUACAAAGUAUAUGUCUCGAGUCCAUGGUAUGCAUCCAAAAGAAACCACACGUCAACUGAGUUUAGCAGUCAAGGAUGGGCUCAUUGUGGAAACCCUGACAGUGGGGUGUAAAGGGUCAAAAGCUGGUAUUGAACAAGAAGGAUAUUGGUUGCCAGGAGAUGAGAUUGCCUACGGUAUGCAGCCUUUUUCCCAGACAGCAGCAAAAAACAAGGACUGGGAAACAGAAAAUCAUGACUGGUAUUGUUUUGAAUGCCAUUUGCCUGGAGAGGUGUUGAUAUGUGACCUGUGUUUUCGUGUGUAUCAUUCCAAGUGUUUGUCUGAUGAGUUCAGGCUUAGAGACAGCAGUAGUCACUGGCAGUGCCCAGUUUGCAGGAGUAUCAAGAAGAAGAACACAAGUAAACAAGAGAUGAGCACAUACCUGCGAUUCAUAGUGUCUCGUAUGAAGGAGCGGGCUAUAGAUCUAAACAAGAAAGGGAAGGACAACAAACAUCCAAUGUAUCGAAGGCUGGUGCACUCAGCUGUUGAUGUUCCUACUAUACAGGAGAAAGUAAAUGAAGGAAAGUACAGGAGUUAUGAGGAGUUCAAAGCAGAUGCUCAACUGCUUCUACACAACACAGUGAUUUUCUAUGGAGCGGACAGUGAACAAGCUGAUAUAGCAAGGAUGCUUUACAAAGACACCUGCCAUGAACUGGAUGAACUGCAGCUUUGCAAGAACUGUUUCUAUUUGUCAAAUGCACGACCUGACAAUUGGUUCUGCUAUCCUUGUAUACCUAAUCACGAGUUGGUUUGGGCCAAAAUGAAAGGCUUUGGGUUUUGGCCAGCCAAAGUCAUGCAGAAAGAGGACAAUCAAGUUGAUGUUCGCUUUUUUGGCCAUCACCACCAAAGGGCCUGGAUCCCCUCUGAAAACAUUCAAGACAUCACAGUUAACAUCCACCGGCUGCACGUGAAACGCAGUAUGGGAUGGAAGAAGGCCUGUGAUGAACUGGAACUGCACCAGCGUUUUCUUCGUGAGGGGAGAUUCUGGAAAUCAAAGAAUGAGGACAAAGGGGAGGAGGAGGCAGAGUCGAGUAUCUCUUCCACUAGCAAUGAGCAACUGAAGGUUACUCAGGAACCAAGAGCAAAGAAAGGAAGACGUAACCAGAGUAUGGAACUCAAGAAAGAAGAGCCAGAACCUGAAACUGAAGCAGUAAGUUCAAGCCAGGAAAUUCCCACAAUGCCUCAGCCCAUUGAAAAAGUUUCAGUCUCAACUCAGACCAAGAAGUUAAGUGCCUCUUCUCCAAAAAUGCUGCAUCGGAGCACCCAGACCAGUAAUGAUGGAGUGUGUCAGAACAUGUGCCAUGAUAAAUACACCAAAAUCUUUAACGAUUUCAAGGACAGGAUGAAAGCUGAUCACAAAAGAGAAACUGAGAGAGUUGUGCGAGAGGCAGUGGAAAAGCUGCGUACAGAGAUGGAAGAAGAGAAAAGGCAGGCUGUAAAUAAAGCUGUGGCCAAUGCACAAGGAGAGAUGGACAGAAAAUGUAAGCAGGUAAAGGAGAAGUGCAAAGAAGAAUUUUUAGAAGAAAUUAAGAAACUAGCAGGUCAACACAAGCAACUGAUUUCCCAGACCAAGAAGAAGCAGUGGUGCUACAACUGUGAAGAGGAGGCCAUGUACCACUGCUGCUGGAACACUUCCUACUGCUCCAUCAAGUGUCAGCAGGAGCACUGGCAUGCCGAACACAAACGUACCUGCCGCAGGAAAAGAUGAAAGAGUUACUUCUCCCCUAGAGCGCCACCCCAAUGAUUGCUAUUCUCAGACAGAGCGGUUUUUGUUUCAGAAAAAAAAAAAUAAAAAAAGCCAAAAUUGUUUAGAAUUUGUUUCCCAUUUUGCACCAGCCUUUAAACACUUUUCGUAAAAGAAAUUUUGCACAGUUAUUUCAGUCUUCUGUUAAAAAUGCUCCUCCAAAAUGUUGUCAGCAAAAUUAAUUGAACAUCUGUGGGAGCAGGUUACUUCAAAUAAUUUUAAACUAGAGGAUUUAUUGCAUUUUCAGCAAAUUUUAAGACAUUUUUAGGUUUUGCAGGGAUUUUAAUCUUUAAAAACAGCAGAUCUAAAAACAAAAAAAUGAUGAAAGUUUAACAAAAAGGAACAUUUAAAAACUAGUUCUGAAUGUAAGAAGUACAGAACUGUUUCAGAAAAUCAAAGCAUACUACCUUGAUGUAACAUUUAUUUCUUAACCUUGUUGAGCUGGUUUUGUUCAGCUUAAUUUUACUGUUUAAAGGCAUUAUCUAUUGGUUAUACCAGUGGGUACAUGAUUGAAUUUAGGGAACAGGGUUAACACAGCAGGUGCUAGUCCUGCGUAUUUUUUCUUAAAUAUUUCCCAACUGUGUUUUAUUUUCAUUAUUUCUUUUCAAUAUAUAACUUUUAUAACAAAAUAUUAGCUUUGAUCUUGUAGCUUAAAAUCACAGGGAACUGGGGUAAUCUUUUACUGAGCUGGAUCUUAGAGAAAAAUGAAUAUUUAAAUUUUGAAGUUUGCACAUUUCGUCUUUGUUCUAACAUGAGUGCUUAUAACAAGAAUAAGAAAAGCCAAAAAAAAAUAAUAAAAAAAAACAACAGACAAACAAAAAAACCAACUACCUUUAUUCAUACUCGGAAUUUUGAGGCAUACAAAUUACUUUAUUGCGCCCCCCUUCAGCCUCCCCAAUUCAAUGUCCUUUGACCACCUCUGAUCUGGUGUCACCUGGUCCAUUGUAACUGAUAAUAAAAGGAGAAAAAGCACUUAAGUUUCACAGAAGCCGUUAUGUUUGUAGUAAUGGGUCAUUGCCUAAUAAUGAGCUCCAUCACUGUACUCAGAAUGAAGAAUAAUGCAUGUUAAUUUUCUUGUAUUAAAGAUGCCGUGAUUUGUAAAAAGUCUGUAUUUUGCGGAAUGUCUGGAUUAAGAAGCAUUACCAAUAGGAAUGGAUCGAUAGUUGAAAAAUUAUUUUCUUUUUUGUUUGUUUUAUAUAUAGAUAUAUUAAUUGCAUCCAUGUUCAGAGACAAUUUUUUAAAUAGAUGUAAAGCUUACUUAAAUAGCUUUUCUUUUAAAGUGUCUCCACAUCUUAGUUUCUUUCAAAGAUUGGUCUUAGACUGAGUCAUUUGCCCAUUAAUCAUCCAGCUAUUUUUUGAGGAGUUAGAGGAAUAAUUUGUAAAUAUUUAUUUAGAUCUUUGAUAUUUAUUGAAAGCAAUUACAUGAUGGAACGAUGGAAGCUGAAGAAUAAGGAGGAAAGCCUUUUAAAAAGUUUUCUCUAGGAUUUGUCAGGGUCAUUGUAAAGACAAAAAUAUAACUAAGACUUCUGUGAACUACCACUGAACUCCUGACCUUUUUUACUUACAGUGGUGAUAUAAGUUAAUUGACUAGAUACUGCCAAAUAAUGCCCAAUAUGUUGCAGAAAUUAAAUGGUAAGUUGAUUGGAAAAAAUAGUAAGUAGAUGGUAACUUGUAUUACCACAGCUACAUUAUUGCCUGAUAAAUGUGUAAUUAACUUUUGUCGCCUCUGUGUUGUGACUGUAAAACACUUCACAACUAAAAAUCAAUCUUGUUCGAUUACUUUACAAGUUCCAAAACUUCGAUCCACCCCUAUGAAAGCAAGUAUUGUGGAAAUAUUUUUGGUGUAAAAUCAUUCCAGAAUAUGUAAUAUUUAACUGAUAGCUGCAUGAAAGUAAGAUUCGUGUUACUUUGGCUUUUUUGUCUCUGUUGACACGGUUGCACAUUUCCAAGUUACUACAGCGUGAAAACUGUGUGUUUUAAAGAAAAAAAAAAAGAAAAAAAAACCACAAAAAGAACAAAAACAAAAAAAAGA
This is a messenger RNA of Poecile atricapillus (Black-capped chickadee), 4215 nucleotides long. RefSeq names its product zinc finger MYND-type containing 11 (gene ZMYND11). The transcript has 16 exons. Gene Ontology annotation, molecular function: DNA binding; transcription corepressor activity; protein binding. The coding region runs from base 294 to 2147 and encodes 617 amino acids. The record is from RefSeq and is a predicted model, not a curated record. NCBI's taxonomy places the organism in Eukaryota, Metazoa, Chordata, Aves, Passeriformes, Paridae. Gene Ontology annotation, biological process: regulation of transcription elongation by RNA polymerase II.